UGCACAUCUCCAAAACAAAAAAGGAUGGAUGUAGAGAAAAAUAAUUUUUGAAAAUAUAAGAAGAAACUGAGAACUUGCACAUCUGCACGGGAGGGUCCACGGUCCCAGCCUCUCGGCUCCAAAACACACACACACAAGGGAGUUUCUUGUAACACACGCAGUUUAAAAAUCCCCGUGCUGCCCACAUUCCCACAAUCCCACCCCAACUGUGGAACCCGUCGUCGUUGGUUGCCAACCAGGAGCCAACGGCCAGCACACCUCCUAGCUCUGGCUGCCUCUCCAUCUUUGGCACUGCCCAUCAUCCCCUGCCUUCCCCACGCGCACGACUCACGACGCACGGCGAAGCGCUCCGCGGGGCCGCGCGGCCGCGAACGUCGCCACGGUCAUGGUCGCCAUGACGGAGCCGCGUGACCCGCCGACCGGCUGCGCCAUGUUCGGCAUCUACAGCGGACUGUUCCGCCGUCGCCGCUCCGCAUCCAUGACCUCCCUCCACCGGAUCGACGAGGCCCCGGCCGUGGCGCCGUUGGCGAACCCGGCGCAUCAUCAGAAGCCCGCCGUGCACCACGACGCAUCCUCCCUCGCGCGCCGCCCCAACGCCGUGCCCGUGCCGGCGGCGCAGAACGGCGCCGUCGCCCGCGCCGCGCCACCGGCGGCGAACGGCAGGGGCAGGACAGUCACCAAGGCGGUGAACGGCGCCGGCGGCCCGAGGCCCGCCGUGGAGCCCGCGGCGGAGUACACGGGCAUGGCCGCGGAGCUGGACAGGAUGAUCCUCGACCACCAGAGGGUCAAGGGCACCACGCAGCUGGUGCGCGCCACCUCGGGCAACAUGAUGCUGCACCGCAACCUCGGCAACCUGAACGCGGGCGCCACCGGCACGGCAGUGCGCAGCCCCGUAGUAGAGCGCGGCGGCACCGCGGCGGCGAACGAGCGGAAGGCGCCGCCCAACGGGUACGCGUCCUCCGGUAUGGGCAACAUCGUCAGGGAGCCCAGGACGCCGGCAGCGGCGGGCGAGCUGUGCCGGGCGCUGUCGCACCGCACGGACCCCGAGAAGCUCAAGGAGAUGGGCAACGAGGAGUACCGGCAGGGCCAUUACGAGGAGGCUGUGGCGCUCUACGACCAGGCCAUCAUGAUGGACGCGAGGCGACCGGCGUACUGGAGCAACAAGGCGGCCGCGCUCGCCGCGCUCGGGCGGCUCAUCGAGGCCGUCGCCGACUGCAAGGAGGCCGUCCGGAUCGACCCUUCGUACGAUCGCGCUCACCACCGGCUUGGCGGCUUGUACCUCAGAUUAGGAGAAGCUGACAAAGCCAUCUACCACUUGAAGCAAUCUUCCAACGAAUCCGCGAGCGCAGACGUUUCCCGUGCGCAGUCGGUGAAGAGCCGCAUCGCUAAGAGCAACGACGCGCGAAGGCUCAAGAACUGGUUCACGGUGCUCCAAGAAGCGCAGGCCGCCGCGUCCGACGGCGCCGACUGUGCUCCACAGGUGAUGGCGUUGCAAGCCGAGGCGUUGCUGAGGCUGCAGCGGCACGACGAAGCGGACUCGCUUCUCAGCAGCGCCGGCGCGCCGAGGUUCGGUGUCGACGAGUCGACCAAGUUCUUCGGCACCUUCGGCCACGCCUACUUCCUCAUCGUGCGAGCCCAGGUCGACAUGGCUGCUGGCAGGUUCGAGGACGCGGUGGCGACGGCGCAGACGGCGUUUCAGCUGGACCCGAGCAACCGGGAGGUGGCGGUCGUGCAGAGGAGGGCCAAGGCGGCGGCCGCGGCGCGGCUGCGUGGCAACGACCUCUUCAAGGCCGCCAAGUUCGUGGAGGCGUGCGCCGCGUACGGCGAGGGCCUCGACAGGGAGCCCGGCAACGCCGUGCUGCUCUGCAACCGCGCGGCGUGCCACGCGAAGCUCGGGCGGCACGAGAAGGCCGUCGAGGACUGCAGUGGCGCGCUCGUCGUGCGCCCGUCGUACAGCAAGGCGAGGCUCAGGAGGGCCGACUGCAACGUCAAGCUGGAGAGAUGGGAAGCGUCCUUGAGAGACUACCAGGUGCUGAUCCAAGAACUGCCGGAGAACGAGGACGUGAAGAAGGCUCUCUCUGAAGUCGAAGCCAAGCUCAAGGACCAAAGGAACGGGGCUGCAGCAGCCAGAUCUCAGCACUGACGUCCUGCCAGGUUUCUUUAUACUGUCGGCUACCCGAGAAAUCAACCGCAACUUCUUAAGAAGACAAAGGCUUUCGACAAAACAAUUCUGCACGCGCAGCUGCACAGUUUGUUGUACCAGAUCUCUUGUUUGUUUUUUGUUCACCUUACACCAAUUUGCAAACAGAACCAAGAAAUGGAACUGUACAUAAUACUUGCUCCAAUGGUGAUGUGUAGUUAGCUGAAUGUGCUUGGUCCUUCCGAAAAGAAAACUGAUGUAUAUAGUUAUGGGUGAUACCGCCUAACGGUGACGGUUCCCAGAGAUUUGUGAAGAUUCAUCUGAAACUGAACAACAGCAUUCUGAAGGCUCUGCUCUAAAACCUAAUUUUUUUUA
Molecule: messenger RNA, 2515 nt
Organism: Zea mays
Lineage: Eukaryota; Viridiplantae; Streptophyta; Magnoliopsida; Poales; Poaceae
Product: TPR repeat-containing thioredoxin TTL4
Exons: 6
Coding region: 386-2143 (585 amino acids)
Cellular component (GO): cytoplasm
Molecular function (GO): protein binding
Source: RefSeq, a predicted model, not a curated record